Messenger RNA from Triplophysa rosa, 3263 nucleotides. It is a transcript of the gene tbxa2r, whose product is annotated as thromboxane A2 receptor. Gene Ontology annotation, biological process: positive regulation of cytosolic calcium ion concentration; positive regulation of blood pressure; inflammatory response. Lineage: Eukaryota; Metazoa; Chordata; Actinopteri; Cypriniformes; Nemacheilidae. The transcript has 3 exons. The record is from RefSeq and is a predicted model, not a curated record. Gene Ontology annotation, molecular function: thromboxane A2 receptor activity. Gene Ontology annotation, cellular component: plasma membrane. The coding region runs from base 1043 to 2179 and encodes 378 amino acids.
CUGAAAGCCGUUUCUGCAGUAAUGACCGCCAUAAAUAGCCUGAGCUGUUAGGAGAGGAAUCUUUUACUAUUAUGGCCCUUUAAAGCACACAGCUUCUGCUUAGAACAGGAAUCAUUUUAGCACGGCUUGCAAAAUUCCUCGACUUUUAGAAAACAAGCCUUGUCAGGCACUUUAUUUUGUUUGUUUAUUGCUCAUGAACAAAGAACAAGAUUCAGUAAAAUAUGACAUAUACAUGCACUUAUGAACAGUGUGGUCAUAUAUUGGGUUUAUUGGUUGCAUGUUAUCUGGUGGUUAUCUGGUGUACUGGCUUUAAUGAUAAACAACUGAUGGUUCAUAUGUGUAAUGAAAAUCAUUAGAAAUUCUGUUUUGUUCAGCAGUGAAAUGUUGAAAUGGCACCAAAAUGCCUUCUUUUCCAUUUUAAGGUAAAGGAAUUAAAUAUAGAGAAGUGUCUUUUUAUGACGCUGUGAAUUCGUUCCCAACGUGUAAUUUGUCACAAUCACACGUGUAUUUCCAGCCGUUAGUCAGUUAUUUCAGGAUCUUAAAACGCAUUCUGUAGUUUCCCCACUUGCGUGAUUAUUAAAACGGAAAGACGGAAAAGCAUUUUCCAAGAUCCAUUAGAUGCUCAUGUAAAAUUAAAGCAAAUGUAUUUGCAAAUGCAAACUCUAACACAGACGUGUCUGAUCAACGUUUCGGAUUGAACUGUGGUCGCAUUCAAAGCUGUCGGUAUUGAUCUUCAUUUGGAGACUUCCUGGUCCAGACACCAAUAUUCUUUCAGUGUCGUCCUGAGACUCUUCCGGGAAUAACACUAAUGGAAGUGGAAGGUCAUCACCAAGGUCGUGCGUGUGUGGAGCCGAACAUCUGUGAGUGUUUGGUGGGAUGGGGAUGAUAAUACGCAGAGAGUCUGUGGAGAGACGCGCGUCACUGCUGGAAUGCGCUCCGGAGAGCAUACGAGCUUCACUCUUGGAGAGGUCAGAAGAUCCUCGUUCACAUCAUGAAAUAAUCCAAAUUCAUUUCCUCAAGUGUAGACGACUCAUCUGUCAUCAUGGUUUCACCGCUCAGCUCCAGCGACACCACCGCUACGAACGAAACGGUUCCUCUGUGCUUCUCCAUCAACAGCCCUCCGUUCAGAUACAACCACACCAUCGCCUCGGCGUCCUUCUCCGCCGUGUUCAGCGGACUCGGCCUCAGCUCCAACCUCUUCGCUUUGGUGGUGCUGGCCAAGACGUUCCAUCAAACCAAGAGCCGCUCGCGUUCCUCCUUCCUGCUCUUCCUCGGCGGUCUGGUGUUCACCGACUUCAUGGGGCUGCUGGUCACGGGCUCCAUCGUGGUCUCCUUCCACGUCACGCAAUUCAACUGGCGCCAACUGGACCCUCACUGCCACUUCUGCAACUUCAUGGGAAUGUCCAUGGUCUUUUACGGACUCUGCCCGUUGCUGUUGGGAGCCACCAUGGCCGUCGAGAGGUUCGUGGGCAUCAACCGACCUUUCGCUCGAUCCAUGAACAUGUCCAAUAGCAGAGCGUGCUCAACGGUGGCCAUGGUGUGGGUCACGGCCGGAUGUAUCAGUCUGCUGCCCCUCGCUGGGCUUGGAAGCUAUCAUCUGCAGAUGCCCGGCUCGUGGUGUUUCCUCAACAUCAGCUCCAAACCGCUGGACAUGACCUUCAGUCUGAUCUUCUCUCUGGUGGGCCUGCUGUCGCUGGUCUUGUCGUUCGUGCUCAACACGGUUAGCGUGAUCACGCUGUUGAGGGUGUGCUGUGGACAGGACGGCCGCCAGCGGAGACGAGAUUAUGAGGUGGAGAUGAUGGUGCAGCUCAUUUUGAUUAUGGUCAUCGCCUCCAUCUGCUGGUGCCCCUUACUGGUGUUUAUUGCGCAGACUGUGCUGUCGGGCAGCAGGCUCGAGGUUCGCUACCUUCUUCUCUGGCUUCGUUUUGCCACGGGGAACCAGGUCUUGGAUCCCUGGGUCUACAUCCUAUUCAGACGUUCCAUACUGAAACGCAUUUAUCCACGGAUGGACUGGUCCCGCGGCUCCAUCGUGAGCCUGUACCCGUCUCUUUCCACGUCUCUCCGGAAGCUCACGCGCGGAUCGCUGGGAGGAACGCUCGGGCAUCUGGACGGAUUCAGACAAGGUGCUCCUUCACCGCUGGAAAACACCUCACCUCCGCGAAGUCCUCCACUUGACUAGCACAUGAAUAGUUAACUAGAAUAUUGUUGUUGUUUGCGUGCUGGUUUGCGCUGUUCUGGAGAUAAACACAUUCACACUGGAGUGUGAGGAACAGAAAUCAGAUGUUGCUGUUGACAUCUGGUCUGGAUCAAGUUCAAGGCCUCUUGCGAUUUGGAUGGAGAUGCGACACUGCUGGAUUUGAGAACAGGUUUGGCCGAGCUCUCGGCAUGGCAGAUCUGGAGUCAUUCAGAGCGUACACAUGGGCCGACCGACACGUACACAUGCCAUUGUAAAAUGUUUUCAGAAAUUCUGCCCAGCGCUGGCUUUCUUCCCAGACAUAUACAUUCCUUACACUCGCUGAUAAAACUUUGAGGACCACACAGAUUGAUGAAAAUGCAUGCUACAAAAUGCUGGGUUGUUUCAACCCACGGUUGGGUUAAACAUGAACAAACCCAACUGCUGUUUUAAAUGAACCUUGAAAAUAUCUGUAUUUGGGCGAUUCUCACGAAACCACUGAAACUCCAUGGCAGUAAAACGUCAUAAUGAAGAUAAUUGAGUUCUCUACCUUGGACAUAACAUAAUAUUGACAUAUUUAAAGUUUUAUGUAUUUUAUAGUUCUUUCUGCUAAAAUUCUCGCAAUCGCAACGCGUCCCGAUUUGUGUGCAUUAUAUGUUUGUAAUUUAAACAGAGUCAAAUUAAAAUAUUGUGAAGAAAACAAUUCUACUACACUAGAUGCUCUCAAAUGACAAAAAAUGACAAAAAAAUGAUUGACAGAAUAUUCAUAUAUAACAAAAGCGAAGAAAUAGUGGAAGAAAGAAGUGUCCAAGACUGAUAUUCUCAUCCUCCGUAUGUUUUUUAAAGACAUACAUUAAGUUUGAUUUUAUGUGAAGAAAACAUCUACUAACACAAAAAAACGGUAAUUUUACUGAAUUUUUCUGUCAUUUUUAACAGAUUUUCAACGUCAAAUUUAAAUUUAAAAUAAAAUGUACUGGUUUUUUUACAUAUUUUUAUGUAUUUUUAAAAAAAAAGACCACAAAUUUCACCAACAAAAAAAACAGGUGAACAUUUUAUUUUACUAAAAACGUUAUUUUACCGUUUAUUUCUG